Poecilia reticulata (guppy) is the source of this 5467-nucleotide messenger RNA. Its product is annotated as very-long-chain (3R)-3-hydroxyacyl-CoA dehydratase-like. The record is from RefSeq and is a predicted model, not a curated record. Gene Ontology annotation, cellular component: endoplasmic reticulum membrane. Gene Ontology annotation, molecular function: 3-hydroxyacyl-CoA dehydratase activity. Gene Ontology annotation, biological process: fatty acid elongation; sphingolipid biosynthetic process; very long-chain fatty acid biosynthetic process. Lineage: Eukaryota; Metazoa; Chordata; Actinopteri; Cyprinodontiformes; Poeciliidae.
CUGUAAAGCAGAGAUUCCUAAAGUCUGAGUUAAGAGGAUAAGAAAUGAACUAAACUGAAAAUGAUUGCUGCAGUGGUUGACAAUCAAGAAUAUUUAAUUCCAAUGUAACAUCUCCAUUUUGUAUUUCUAAUUCUGUAAAAAUGUAAUUGAAAAAUAUUAAAAUAUAAAAAAAACUGGGUGGAACGUUGCAGUAACCUCACAAGUCCACCAGAUGGCAGCAGUCCAACACGUUGAAUGUGGGGCAGCAGUUUAAAAGCCAAGAAGGAAGAAGACGCUUUUAUUUUGAAGUCGCCCAAGUAUUAUGUUACUUUGAAAUCUGUCUAGGAUUUAUUUCCGGAAGUCGAUUCCCCCCCAUCUAUCGCUCCGAGUCUUCGAUGAGGACUUCCAUGGAUCAGUCUGAAUGAAUUUUCUGAUUCUUCGUGGCGUGUAAAUCACCAGUUAUCGCAGCGUGGACAUGCAGAUCCUGACCCCGCAGGUUUUCUGGGCGCAGCGGCACGGAGAGAUUUUUCUCCGGGUGGAACUGAGCGACGCUUCGGAUGUUGAUAUCAGUUUGCAGGGGCACAACACACUCCAGUUCAGAGCUCAGGGUCAUGGAGCUAAAGGAGACAACCAGUACGAGUUCAGCCUGGAGUUCCUGGAACCAGUUAAAUCUGAGAUCCACCAAAAGUCGACGCAGCGCCAGGUGGACAUUAAGAUCCGGAAGCGGGACGAGCGCUGGUGGGAGCGGCUGACGCUGCGGGAGAAGAAGCCGCUGUUUCUGGCUCCGGACUUCGACCGCUGGUUGGAUGAGUCGGAUGCUGAGAUGGAGCUAAAGGCCAAGGAGGAGAAGAUCAACAAGAUCAGCGUGGAGUCGAGAGUUCGUAAAGAUCCCUACAUCGGCCUGAAGAAGGGAUACCUGUUCAUGUACAACCUGGUGCAGUUCCUGGGAUUCUCCUGGAUCUUCGUCAACAUGACCGUUCGACUCUUCAUCCUCGGUCAAGACUCGUUCUACGACACCUUCCACACCACGGCAGACAUGAUGUACUUCUGCCAGAUGAUGGCCGUGCUGGAGGUCGUCAACCCCUUACUGGGUCUGGUUAAAACCGGAUUCUUCCCUGCGAUGAUCCAGGUGGCGGGGCGGAACGUCAUUUUGUUCGUCAUCUUCGGCUGCCUGGACGAGAUGCAGAACAAGGCCGUGGUGUUCUUUGUCUUCUACCUGUGGAGCUCCAUCGAGAUCUUCAGAUACCCGUUCUACAUGCUGGCCUGCAUCGGCACGGACUGGAAGCUGCUGACGUGGCUCAGGUACAGCCUGUGGAUCCCUCUGUACCCGCUGGGGGUCGUAGCUGAAGCGGUGGCCGUGAUCCAGUCCCUGCCCAUCUUUGACGAGACGCGUCUGUUCAGCGUCCCGCUGCCCUCCGCGCUCGGACACUCGUUAAGUUUCUCCUACACGCUGCAGCUCUACCUGGUCCUCAUGUUUCUGGGACUCUUCAUUAACUUCAGACAUCUGUACAAGCAGAGACAGAGACGAUACCGAUCCCGGAAAAGGAAAGUCCACUAACGGAUCCACUUCCUGUCUUUCUCCUGACCUGAUCAGGGGUUUGGUUUCUCUCCAAUGCCUUCUCCUCCACUUCAGACUUUAUCCCGUCACGUCCUGCUCUCACUGAAUCUAUUAUUAUUUAAAGGAGCAAAUGAUACGUUUAAAACAUCAAUGGGCAUAAAAUAAGUUUUUAUUUUAAAUGUGACUAAAUCUGAUUAUUUUAGGUUUUGACAAAAAAAUAUUUUGUUAGAAUCCGAUGCGUAAUAUUAUUAUUUCAUAASACAAAACUAUGAACAAUGAGAAAUGUGUUUAAUUAAAAACUAAAGAAACAAUUGUUCAACAAUAAACUAGACAUGCAGCAUUUUAAUAAAACACAUUCGGUUGUCAUUUUUGUGGGAAAAGUUUUUGUACACUGCAAAAAAGUAUUUGUGGUUUAGUUUCUAGUCCAAAUAUCUUAAUAUAAUUGAAUUAAAACAAAACUAAAUUACAAGUAAGUUUUCAGUAAGAUACAGCAGCCAGUGUUAAGUCAAUAAUUCCCUUAUAUUGAUGGAAAAGGUUCUAGUUUACCGGUAAUUAUUUCUGUUAUAAGUGAAGCACUUUUUCAUUAAUAUUAAGCAAUUAAUAUAAAAAAAAUUACUUGUAAGUUAGUUUUGUCUGAUUUCAAGUGAGCUAAAAAUAUUUCCACUAAAAAAUUAUCCCAAUAAUAGUUGGUAAAAUGUUAUUUUUGCAGUGUAAAUCAUCACAGAACCAAAACAAAAAUAAUUUUCAAAGGUGCCUUUUUCAAAGAAACAAGUUUUUUCUCAUCUGUUUGGAGAAACAACUUGAUUUGGAUCCGUCUCUUUCUGUCGAAUUUAAUAGAUUAACUGUAGAUUUGAGCAAAAAAGCUGCUGGAUAAAUUUUUUUUAAAUGAAGGAACAUAAAAGCAUCAAUACUUGCAUUUAAUAUUCCAAUAUUUCAGUAAUAAUUUUGCUCUAAUUGAAAAAUAAAUUGCACUUUGGACACAGCUGAUGUUACAAACGUUUGUUUUGCACAGCUUUAAAACAUUUSUUACAUGUAUAUAUAUUUGUUUUAACUUCUGGGACAUAAAAACUCCCAAACAUAAAUAUUUGAAUAAAAAAUACACAAUUUGCACCACUGUUAAAUAAAUGGUAUGUAUAAAUAAAAAAUGAUUGAAGACGGACAAAAAAAAUCAUAUUUUUUAAAAAGCUGAUAAUUUAUGUGCAAUGAUGAUAAUUAUAAUAAGUCAAUUGGUUUUUGUUAGAAAAUGCUCAUUUGCUGGUUUUAUUUCGGUUUUUUUAAUAACUUUAGUUCAGAAACUCAUGCAGUCUGGUUUAAUUAAGGGCUUGAACUUUAACACAUUAAUUUUAUUAAUUAAAUGUGGAAAAAUAAACACAUUCAAUAUGUUUGGUUGAAAAAAGUAAAGCCAGAAAAUCCCAAAUGCUUUAAUCCAAAUUAAUUUUUGUUUAUUGAUUAGAAAAUACUUAAAUAUCAGUUUGUACUUUAACAAAUGUUGGUAUUUGAUGGAAAUGUGAUUUACUGAUUAUUUUAUUCUGCACGUAUCUUUUAUUUUGGAUAUAAAUGACGGUUUCUGCAUGGGAAAAGACCAAUGCAUGAUUUUAAUAGCUGUUCUUCUGCUGCACUAUCAGUUCGGUAACAAUCAUGCCGAUCUCUGUGGUGCGUUCAAAGACACUGUGUUUUUGACAAGUCAGAACAUUUUGUAAUAUUUAAAAUAAAAAAGUUGGGAUAAAAACAAUGUAGAGAUUUUUUGAUGCAACGUUUAUGAACCUCAACUUUUAGCUGCGUCAAUUUUUUCAUCCUCAUCUGUGAUAUUUAUCAUAUUAAUCUCAAUUCACCAAAUUUACAACAUUAUCUUUUCAGCUAAAACAAAACCAGAGCAUGGACAGAAAACAGAAUAUAAAGGAUGAUGUUGAUUGCCUUUCUUAAUUUAUCAAUAUUAAUUCUCAAACUAGUAAAAUCUUUGGGAAACGUCUCAACGAAGAGGUGAAUUUUGCAUUUUCUAGAGCUAAAAUGUCUUUCAGGGAGAUUUUAGCAUCAGCUGUUACUCCAGUUAGCUGGUUUAAAAUGUCCUUUUUCAGGUCUGAAACUUGAAUAAAACAGCAACAACGGGUAAUAUUGGAGCAACUGUGGGCCACAUUAAUUUGGUCCACAUUGUUAUAUUUUCAUUAAUUAAAUCCAAAGCAAAUGUCCAUUUUGCUUUAGAAACUAGUAAGUGUAAAAGUUUUAUUAGCAGCAGGUUGUUUUCCUCUGCUCCUAAAGUUCAAUCUAAACUAACAAAAUAAAUAUUUCUUUAGCUGUUGACAUAUAUGAACACUUCACAUUUUCUGCAAUUAAAACCACUAAAAGAAACGCAACUGUGUUUAUAAACUUGCGUCAUGCAGUUUGGACUAUCUCAGUUCCUGAGCUGGGUUUUAUAAGCAAUUAGCAACUGUUUGCUAAUGGCUACGUUUUUAUUAUUAUUUUUUAUCUAUUGGCACAAUGUCGGCCAAGCCGCCCUGAAGAAAGAGCCAUAUAAUAUAUUUUAAUUUCCUUUUUAUGCUUAAAUUCGCAGCUGCUUUUCUGCGUUCAUUUUCUGCGUAUCUUAGUCCAUCAAAACGGCGCAAAAACACCGGUUAUGGAGCAACGUAGCGCAGUUUAGCUCACCUGGAAUCAACGACGACGAUAGAAACUCCGAUCAGUUUAAUGGCUGCACACAUACCCGUAAAAAUAGUUAAUUAUUAUGACUAUAGCCGCUCAGACAGCCUCUAUCUGCCGCAGUGCCUUUUUUUUUUUAGCUCAUUUUCGGAGAAUCUCCAUAAUCAACGGCCGCCAUGUUUGUUAUUCUCCUGUUCAAUACUAGCUAACUCAGAGCUGCCCUCUAGUGGCUGAAUGGUUCAACAACAUUAAAAGCAUGAAGGCAGUGGCACUUUAAAACGUUAAGAUCGCACCUACUUAGACGCACAAGGGGAGCGUAAAUAAGCUUUAAAAAAAUAAAAAUAAAGUCAUAAAAUUAUGUAAAUAAAGUUGAAAUGACAAAAUCAUAGUAUUAUCAGAAUAUUAUGCGUGUGUUCUCAUAAUGACUUUAUUUUCAUUAUUUUGACUUUACAGUCAUAAUAUUAAGACUUUAUUCUCAUUUCGACUUUAUCACAGUUCUAUUUUUUCCUUAGUAUGGGUUUAAUACUCAAAACAUUUUCUGAAUGUCACUAUUUUUUCUCUCCUGCGUUUAUUAAUUUUUACACCAUGGGCUUCAACACUCUUAAGUGAUAUGUCAAAUUUAAUGUUUCUGAAUUCAGACAGUUUUUACUUUAAAAAGCAAAAACGUUUGAGUUUUAUCCCAUCUGCAGGGUGAAAACCUGCUUCUCAGCACAUUUUACUGAUUUUUAACAUAUCAGUUUGUUCACCUGUAUAUUAUUUUAUUUUAUUUUUAUUUAUAAAUAUAAGCCUUAUAGACUACUCUUCUGUGAGUACUAAGAUCUGUACUUUUGUGUUUUUCUUGGACCUUUAUGCUGGAAGAUUUGGACCAGUGGUGUGCCAGUCUCCUUAAAUAAUGAAGAAUAUUUUCUCCUGUUGAUUUUCUAAGUUUUCUUUUGCGUUUUGUGUCUUUCAAAUGGUUACAAAGUUGUGAUUUAGGUGCCAAUCAUGGCGCCAAGAACAGUGUGGCGUUUGAUUGGGGAAUCUUUUAGCAGCCGGAUGAACUGAAAUAAAAACUACUACUAAAAACGAAGCAGCAGGAGAGGAAAACUUAUGUUUUACUUUUAUUGUUUCUCUCAGAUUACUUUGAGUGUUUUUAAAGUUUAUUUUACAACAUGAAAAUGUUUGGGCUGUGAGUCUUUUCUAGACUGUUUUAUGAUUUAUUUUGCAUCUCAAAGGUUUCAUCCAAGGCUGUCACUUUUUUUUUUAUUUAAUGUUCUGUGUGAUAUAGCUUUAGCAUUGUAAAAUAAAGACCUUUGAAUA